Molecule: messenger RNA, 6521 nt
Organism: Andrographis paniculata
Lineage: Eukaryota; Viridiplantae; Streptophyta; Magnoliopsida; Lamiales; Acanthaceae
Product: callose synthase 7
Exons: 40
Coding region: 463-6273 (1936 amino acids)
Biological process (GO): (1->3)-beta-D-glucan biosynthetic process
Cellular component (GO): plasma membrane; 1,3-beta-D-glucan synthase complex
Molecular function (GO): 1,3-beta-D-glucan synthase activity
Source: RefSeq, a predicted model, not a curated record
AUGCGAUGCAGCCCUCCUUGGCAAGUCAUGGUCGUCAAAAGACCUCUGCCGGAAGCAAAGCAAAGUUCAGAUUUGAUUUUUUUUUAUCAUUUUAAAAACCAAAAAAGCAACAUCAGUGACAGUCACAGACUCACACAGACAAUUCAAUCACCAGUAGUAAAGCAAUCCCAUGGAAAAAGCAGUAAAGCGUCCCCAUAAUCAGACAAGAAACUAAAGAUUUUUCAAAUCCCUCCACCCACAUUCGUUCCUUCCUCCUUGAGAAACCAAAAGGGGAAAAAAGCAGCCUCAAAUUAUUUGCCCCACUUCUUCUCCAAAGCAUCUCCAUUUCUUGCUCAUUUGUUUAUCUUUACUUAUAUAAUACUAAGGUUACUGUAACGAUGUUUUUUCACUUUGUCCCAAGUAGGAUUAAGCUUAAGUUAUUGCGACCAAGAAGGGCAGAAGGAGGAAGAGGGGUGUGUGGGUAUGGCGAGUUCCAGUGGGACCAAGGAUGGUGUGGGCCCGCCAAGGUCGUUGUCCCAGAGGAUGUCCAAAGCGCCGACAAUGGGGGACCCCGGCGGCGACGACAGCGCCGGCGUCGACAGUGAGCUGGUGCCAUCGUCGUUGGCUUCCAUAGCUCCCAUUCUCCGCGUGGCCAAUGAGAUUGAGAAGGAGAAUCCUCGGGUUGCUUAUUUGUGUCGCUUCCAUGCAUUCGAGAAAGCUCAUCGGAUGGAUCCAACAUCAAGUGGACGGGGUGUCCGACAGUUCAAGACAUAUUUACUACACAGACUUGAAAGGGAAGAAGAAGAAACUCAUCCAAUACUUGCAAAGAAUGAUCCCAGAGAAAUCCAGAGAUUUUAUCAGCUUUUCUAUGAGAAAAAUAUCAGAGAAGGCCAAUAUAUAAAAAAGCCGGAGGAGAUGGCUAAGAUCUAUCAGAUUGCUACUGUGCUGUAUGAUGUUCUAAGAACUGUGGUGCCUCCCACUAAAGUUGAUCCUGAGACGGAAAGAUAUGCUAAAGAUGUUGAGGAGAAAAGAGAGCAGUAUGAGCAUUACAACAUAUUACCCUUGUACGCUGUUGGUGUCAAACCGGCAAUUAUGGAACUCCCUGAGAUAAAAGCAGCACUUCGAGCUAUUCGUAAUGUAGAUCAUCUCCCGAGGUUCCAAAUGCUUGAGGGAAGAGCGAGACCAGUCAAUGAUAUUCUUGAAUGGCUUGCUCUACACUUUGGUUUUCAGAAAGGAAAUGUAGCAAAUCAGCGGGAGCACUUAAUAUUGCUUCUUGCUAACAUGGAUGUGAGGCAAAAGGACCUUCAGCAUUAUGAUCAAUUGGAUGGUAAUACAGUUCAGAAGCUUUUGGAGAAAAUCUUCAAGAAUUAUGAUUCAUGGUGUAAAUACUUGCAUAUUCCAUCACAUCUGAAGUAUCCGAGGGAUGAAAGGAGGCAACAAUCACAGCUUCUUUACAUCGGACUUUAUCUCCUUAUCUGGGGUGAAGCAUCAAACAUUCGAUUUAUGCCUGAAUGCCUGUGCUAUAUUUUUCACUCUAUGGCAAAGGAGAUGCAUGGAACUUUGUUCGGGAAUGUUCAACAAGUCACUGGAGAUACCACACCAGCAAAAGGAGAGGAAUACUUUCUGAUGGAAGUGGUGACACCAAUUUACAAGGUUAUGCAAAUGGAAGUUAGAAGAAACAAAGGGGGUAAAGCAAGCCAUUCAGCAUGGAGGAACUAUGAUGAUCUUAACGAAUACUUUUGGAGUGAUAAAUGCUUGAAGUUGAAGUGGCCCAUGGAUCCAAAUGCUGAUUUUUUUGUUCAUUCAGAUUCAAAGCCAGCAAACAAAGUAAAGAGACAUCAAGAAGAUAACCAGGCUAUGGGACACAGAAAACCGAAGACAAACUUUGUCGAAGUGCGCACGUUUUGGCACCUUUAUCGGAGUUUUGACAGAAUGUGGAUAUUUUUCAUAAUGGCUCUACAGGCAAUGAUUAUCAUUGCAUGGAAUCAACGGAUUACCUCAAAUUCUUUAUUCAGCGAUGUUGUAGUUCGAGAUGUUUUAAGCAUCUUUAUCACAGCUGCGAUUUUGAAUUUUUUAAGAGCUGUCUUGGAUAUAAUCCUCAGUUUUAUUGCAUGGAAGAGCCUGAAAUUUAGUCAGAUACUUCGUUACCUCCUUAAAUUUAUUGUUGCUGCAUUCUGGCUUAUUGUAAUGCCAGUUACAUACUCCAGAUCCUUUCAAAAUCCUAGCGGGGUAAUGAGAUUCUUCCAAAAUUUGGGAGCUGAUUGGCAGUCACAGUCUUUGUAUUACUACAUGGUUUUGAUUUAUAUGCUGCCAAAUAUAUUAGCUGCUUUUAUAUUUUUGUUCCCUUUCCUUCGGAGAACCAUGGAACGGUCAAACUGGCGUAUUAUCAUCAUGAUAAUGUGGUGGGCUCAGGUAAGUAGAUGCUAUUUUUGCCUCUUAUUUGGACACACAUACAACGACUAUCUUCUAUCGACUGAAUUAUUGCAUCAUGAAUUCCAGCCGAAGCUGUAUAUUGGAAGAGGGAUGCAUGAAGACAUGUUCUCACUUUUAAAAUACACACUCUUUUGGAUUACUUUGCUGAUAAGCAAGAUGGCAUUUAGCUAUUAUGUGGAGGUACUGCCGUUGAUUGAACCAACAAAUACAAUCAUGGGUCUCUCUAUCAGUAGCUACGACUGGCAUGAACUCUUUCCUAAUGUUACUCAUAACAUCACUGUCAUUAUUGCCAUUUGGGCUCCAAUUGUCCUGGUCUAUUUCAUGGACACACAAAUAUGGUAUGCUAUCUUCUCAACUCUUAUUGGUGGAAUCUAUGGAGCAUUCAGCCACCUUGGAGAGAUAAGAACACUUGGCAUGUUACGGGCAAGAUUUGUAUCUGUUCCUUCAGCUUUCAGCAAGCGCCUUGUUCCAUAUUCAAGCAAGACCAGAAAUCAGGAGGAGGACACAUUGGAAACGAUAAACAUUGCGAAGUUCUCUCGAAUGUGGAAUGCAUUCAUAUUAUCUCUAAGAAAAGAGGAUUUCAUAAACAAUUGGGAGAAAAAUCUGCUGCUUGUGCCUUACUCACCUGGUGAUGUCAGUGUUGUCCAGUGGCCCCCAUUCUUACUUGCUAGUAAGAUUCCAAUAGCGUUGGACAUGGCGAAGGAUUUCAAGGAGGACGAUGCUGAACUAUUUAAGAAAAUCAAGAAUGAUGAUUUCAUGUAUAGUGCUGUAAUUGAAUGCUACGAAACACUGAGGGAUGUACUGAUUGGUCUUCUAUUAGAUGAGGCUGACAGGGAGAUCAUUCAGCUAAUAUGUGACGAAGUUGAAACCAGCAUACAUGAGAAUAAAUUCUUGAAGAAGUUUAGGAUGAAUGAUCUUCCUGUACUGAGUGCUAAAUUGGAUUCAUUUUUGGAAUUGCUUAGAGAGGAUUAUGACGAUGCCCAGAUAUAUAGGUCUCAAAUCAUAAACAAGCUUCAGGAUAUUGUAGAGAUUAUUGUUCAAGAUGUAAUGAUCAAUGGAUAUGAGAUUUUGGAAAGAAACCAUUUGUUCCAUCAAGAGAACAAAAAAGAGCAGCGCUUCGAAAGGGUAAACAUUGAUCUUUCACAAAGCCCAGCCUGGAUGGAAAAGGUCGUCAGACUUCAUUUGCUUAUAACUGUCAAAGAGUCAGCAAUAAACGUGCCGAUGAAUUUAGAAGCUCGACGGCGCAUUACCUUUUUUGCCAACUCUCUGUUUAUGACCAUGCCGAGUGCCCCAAAAGUCCGCAACAUGCUCUCUUUCAGUGUUUUGACUCCCUACUAUAAUGAACCUGUUCUUUAUUCAACGGAGGAGCUUAAUGAGAGAAAUGAGGAUGACAUAACAAUCCUAUUUUAUCUACAGAAAAUAUAUCCAGACGAGUGGGACAAUUAUAAAGAACGGAUCAAAGACACUAAAGUAUAUUCCAAUAAAGAUCGGUCAGAAUUAGACCGUGAAUGGGUUUCUUACAGGGGUCAGACACUGGCUCGGACAGUGAGAGGGAUGAUGUACUACCGGGAGACUUUGAAACUUCAAUGUUCUUUGGACUUUGCGAAUGAUAAUGCGCUGUAUGGUGGAUACCAGGCCAUUGACACAAAUCAUAGGGACUAUCGAAAACUCGAAGAACAAGCCGAAGCUCAAGCAGACUUGAAGUUCACCUAUGUUGUGUCUUGUCAGGUAUAUGGUGCUCAAAAGAAAUCUAGUGACCUCAAAGACCGGAGUUGUUACGUCAAUAUCCUCAAUCUCAUGUUAAGGUAUCCUUCACUACGAGUUGCUUACAUCGAUGAAAGGGAGGAGACAAUCAAUGGAAGAAACGAGAAGGUUUAUUAUUCUGUCUUGGUCAAGGGAGGUGACAAAUUGGAUGAGGAAAUAUAUCGCAUCAAGCUUCCUGGUCCUCCAGCAGCAAUCGGUGAAGGGAAACCUGAGAAUCAAAACCAUGCCAUCAUUUUUACCCGUGGAGAAGCCUUGCAAGCCAUAGACAUGAAUCAGGACAAUUAUUUCGAGGAAGCUUUUAAGAUGCGCAAUGUAUUGGAGGAAUUUUUGAAAACUCAUCAUGGUCAACGAAGACCGACAAUACUGGGACUCAGGGAGCAUAUUUUUACAGGAAGUGUUUCAUCACUCGCUUGGUUCAUGUCAAAUCAAGAAACUAGUUUUGUGACAAUUGGACAGCGAAUAUUGGCGAACCCUUUAAGGGUGAGGUUCCACUAUGGGCAUCCUGAUAUUUUUGACCGAAUCUUUCAUCUAACGAGAGGAGGCAUAAGCAAAGCAUCUAAAACCAUUAACUUGAGCGAAGACAUAUUUUCUGGUUAUAAUUCAACACUUCGAAGGGGAUAUGUAACACAUCAUGAAUAUAUCCAAGUAGGCAAGGGGCGAGAUGUUGGAAUGAAUCAAAUAUCCCUUUUUGAGGCAAAGGUCGCAAAUGGCAAUGGGGAACAGACACUCAGCCGAGAUGUUUAUCGACUUGGGCGUCGGUUUGAUUUCUAUAGGAUGCUGUCCUUCUAUUUCACUACAGUUGGCUUUUAUUUCAGUAGCAUGGUUACUGUACUUACAGUGUAUGUCUUCCUGUAUGGUCGACUAUACAUGGUCUUGAGUGGGCUGGAAAGGCGAAUUCUUGACGAACCUUUGAUUCGUCAGAGUAAAGCUCUUGAAGAGGCAUUGGCUACCCAAUCUUUUUUUCAGCUCGGCUUGUUACUUGUCCUGCCGAUGGUGAUGGAAAUUGGGCUCGAAAGAGGAUUUCGCAGCGCCAUUGGUGAUUUCAUCGUCAUGCAACUGCAGUUGGCAUCUGUGUUCUUCACAUUCCAGCUUGGAACAAAAACCCAUUAUUAUGGGCGUACACUUCUACACGGAGGUUCAAAGUACCGGUCGACAGGUCGCGGUUUUGUUGUCUUCCACGCCAAAUUUGCAGAUAAUUACAGAAUGUACUCUCGCAGCCAUUUCAUCAAAGGAUUAGAGCUUUUCAUGCUGCUGAUCGUUUACGAGGUGUAUGGACACUCGUACCGCAGCUCAUCUUUGUACUUUUUCAUCACGUUCUCUAUGUGGUUCCUUGUGGCGUCGUGGCUUUUUGCUCCUUUCGUUUUCAAUCCGUCGGGAUUCGAGUGGCAGAAGACGGUGGAUGAUUGGACGGAUUGGAAACGAUGGAUGGGAAACCGCGGAGGCAUUGGAAUUUCACCCGACAAGAGCUGGGAAUCGUGGUGGAACGUCGAACAGGAGCAUUUGAAGCACACGAAUGCAAGGGGUCGGGUCAUGGAAAUUCUUCUCUCGUGCCGUUUCUUCAUCUACCAAUAUGGGAUCGUCUAUCAUCUUCGAAUCUCCCAUGGGAGAAAAGACAUCCUGGUUUAUGGCCUUUCUUGGUUUGUCAUGGUGACGGUACUCCUUGUCUUGAAGAUGGUUUCAAUGGGAAGGCGAAAAUUUGGUACGGACUUUCAGCUUAUGUUCAGGAUACUAAAAGCACUUUUGUUUCUGGGAUUUGUGUCGGUGAUGACUGUGCUGUUUGUCGUGGGGGGGCUUGCUGUGAGCGAUCUUUUUGCUGCGAUCUUAGCGUUUAUGCCGACGGGUUGGGCGCUUAUUUUGAUUGCUCAGGCGUGCGGGCCUUGUCUGAGGGGGAUCGGAAUCUGGGACUCUGUAAUGGAGCUGUCUCGGGCGUACGAGGCAAUCAUGGGGCUCAUUGUGUUCACGCCCAUUGUCGUGCUGUCUUGGUUCCCGUUUGUGUCGGAAUUCCAGACGCGGCUGCUGUUCAACCAGGCAUUCAGCAGAGGCCUUCAGAUUUCGAUGAUCUUGGCUGGUAAGAAGGACAAGGAGUCGUCUGAUUGAUGAUCGAACAACUCAAGACAACUACUGCAUUGUUAUUGUUGUUGUUGUUGAUAUUGUCUGGCCAGGUUUAGUAGACAUGUUUAUUUAGGAUGUAUGUCUGUAUACAGAUUAGCGUAAGAUUUGUGGACUUGUGGUGGAUUUCUUCUAGUUUUGAGUUGAAUGUAUUUGGACAGGAAGGAAGCAUUUUUACCUUCUAGUGAUAUACUACAGUGAUGAUACAGUUUUAUUACUCUCCAAAUUUGCAAGUG